CGAGCGGCGGGCCGGACGCGGCGGCGGGCGCGCACCAUGCAGUCCCCGCGGGGCCAGCGCCGGCUUCUUGCGCGGCUGUGAGGCGGCGGGGUCCCCCAGCCCUGGCGCACCGCCUUCCUCUCGCCCAGGUGGUGCCAGGCGCCCUCGCCCUUCGUCCUACUCCCGGACCUUGGAGGAACGCACGGCCUGCCCUUGCCCUGCCCCGCCCGGAUCAUGCUGGGGGCCCCGGAGGAGGAGACGGCGAGUGACCGGCCUGUGGCGUUCAGGAGGCGACCCCCUCUCUGAGACGCCCCCACCUGCUGCCAUGUGCCGCCGUCUCGAGUACCCAGCCUAUCGCCAAACUUUCCCGGUGUCAGCCCGGCUUUAGGCGCAUUUCUGAACCGAGUGUCCCAGGGACGGAGAACUCAGCUGGCUGUGGACUAUCUGCUUCUCUCCGGAUCUGGAGAGAGCACUUUUCCCUGGAAGCAGAGCCCUCGCCGACCCUCUCCAGCCCUGCUAGGCGAAGAGCUGAGCGCUGCCGAAGCAGUUGAUCUCUAGACGGAUUUCUUUAAGAGAAAAAGAAACCAACAGGUUGCCAGUCCGGGAACCACUCACAAGUCCGCGGAGAGGGAAGCCCCUGCCCCGGGUUCCCCUGCCUGCGCCGGCCCCGCGCGGGCGGCGGGAGGCGAGGGGAGGGAGGGGGCUAUGGCUCGGCCUGACCCGUGCGCGCCGCCCUCGCUGCUGCUGCUGCUCCUGGCGCAGCUGGCGGGCCGGGCGGCGGCCGCCUCCAAGGCCCCGGUGUGCCAGGAAAUCACGGUGCCCAUGUGCCGCGGCAUCGGCUACAACCUGACGCACAUGCCCAACCAGUUCAACCAUGACACUCAGGACGAGGCUGGCCUGGAGGUGCACCAGUUCUGGCCACUGGUGGAGAUCCACUGCUCGCCGGACCUGCGCUUCUUCCUGUGCUCCAUGUACACGCCCAUCUGCCUGCCGGACUACCACAAGCCGCUGCCGCCCUGCCGCUCGGUGUGCGAGCGCGCCAAAGCCGGCUGCUCGCCGCUCAUGCGCCAGUACGGCUUCGCCUGGCCGGAGCGCAUGAGCUGCGACCGCCUCCCGGUGCUGGGCCGCGACGCCGAGGUCCUGUGCAUGGAUUACAACCGCAGCGAGGCCACCACGGCCCCUCCCAGGCCUGUCCCGGCCAAGCCCACCCUCUCGGGCCCACCCGGGGUGCCGGCUCCAGGGAGCGAGUGCGCCGCGGGGGGACCUUCGGUGUGCAAGUGCCGCGAGCCUUUUGUGCCCAUUCUGAAGGAGUCGCACCCGCUGUACAACAAGGUGCGGACGGGCCAGGUGCCCAACUGCGCAGUGCCCUGCUACCAGCCGUCCUUCAGCCCCGACGAGCGCACGUUCGCCACCUUCUGGAUCGGCCUGUGGUCUGUGCUGUGCUUUAUUUCCACCUCCACCACGGUGGCCACCUUCCUCAUAGACAUGGAACGCUUCCGCUACCCCGAGCGCCCCAUCAUCUUCCUGUCAGCCUGUUAUUUGUGCGUGUCACUGGGCUUUCUCGUGCGCCUGGUCGUGGGCCAUGCGAGUGUCGCCUGCAGCCGCGAGCAUAGCCACAUCCACUACGAGACGACGGGCCCUGCGCUGUGCACUGUGGUCUUCUUGCUGGUCUACUUCUUUGGCAUGGCCAGCUCUAUCUGGUGGGUAAUCCUGUCACUCACCUGGUUCUUGGCGGCGGGCAUGAAGUGGGGCAACGAGGCCAUCGCGGGCUACGCGCAGUACUUCCACCUGGCCGCGUGGCUCAUCCCCAGCGUCAAGUCCAUCACGGCGCUGGCCCUGAGCUCGGUGGACGGGGACCCGGUGGCUGGCAUCUGCUACGUGGGCAAUCAGAACCUGAACUCGCUGCGCGGCUUCGUGCUGGGCCCGCUGGUGCUCUACCUGCUGGUGGGCACGCUCUUCCUGCUGGCGGGCUUCGUGUCGCUCUUCCGCAUCCGCAGCGUCAUCAAGCAGGGCGGCACGAAGACGGACAAGCUGGAGAAGCUCAUGAUCCGCAUCGGCAUCUUUACGCUGCUCUACACCGUGCCUGCCAGCAUCGUGGUGGCCUGCUACCUGUACGAGCAGCACUACCGCGAGAGCUGGGAGGCCGCGCUCACCUGCGCCUGCCCGGGCCCCGACGCCGGCCAGCCGCGCGCCAAGCCCGAGUACUGGGUGCUCAUGCUCAAGUACUUCAUGUGCCUCGUGGUGGGCAUCACGUCGGGCGUCUGGAUUUGGUCGGGCAAGACGGUGGAAUCGUGGCGGCGCUUCACCAGCCGCUGCUGUUGCCGUCCGCGACGGGGCCACAAGAGCGGGGGCGCCACGGCCGCAGGGGACUAUGCCGAGGCGAGUGCUGCGCUGACUGGCAGGACCGGGCCCCCGGGCCCCGCCGUCGCCGCCUACCACAAGCAGGUGUCACUGUCGCACGUGUAGAAGGCAGGCCGCAGCCCAGGGACCUGGCCCGCAGUGAGGGGCGUUGUCUGGGUGCCAGCUUGUCCCCUCACUUCCAUCCCCCCCCCCGUGGUGCUGACGCCCCCUCCUGCCCCCUCCUCGGCCCCCUGAGGAGGGGAGAGGGGCAGAUUCAAGGGACGCCUGUCCGAGGACUUCUCAAAGGGGCUCAGCUCUCGAGUAUUCUAUUUUGCGUUUCUUACUGCCUUUUUUUGGGGGGGUUGGGUGGGGGGACUCUUUUUAAUUUAUAUGCCAUUUCCCCCUAAUUUUUAACUGUUGCAUUUUGGCAACAAAAUUUACCUUUGCUUUGGUACUUUACGGUCCUAAUGUUGGCAUUAUAAUGAAGUUCCACUUGGUUCAGAUUUCUUUGAACUGUGUGGUCUAAUUUGGGAAAAUAUAUUUCCUGUACUCUGUCUUUAAAGAAAAAUGUGAACGGUGAACGUUUGGGUUGCUGUGACUGGUAAGUUAUCCCUUGGGCUUUUUCAUCUUGUUUCACCUUUCACUGCUUAAAGUGUCCAAGAUAUUUUAAGGUGAGCUGCUCCACCUGUUCUCCUAAUGAACUGUAUAAAUUAGGGGAACCCUCAAAUCAUCCCAAGCAGGGGGAGGGAACAUAAUGUGGGCAGGGCCUCCUAAAUGUAGCAAGGUUAAGCCUCCAGGGAUUUUA
This is a messenger RNA of Condylura cristata (star-nosed mole), 3124 nucleotides long. It is a transcript of the gene FZD5, whose product is annotated as frizzled class receptor 5. The transcript has 2 exons. Bases 685 to 2445 code for a protein of 586 amino acids. Gene Ontology annotation, cellular component: plasma membrane. Gene Ontology annotation, biological process: canonical Wnt signaling pathway; non-canonical Wnt signaling pathway. The record is from RefSeq and is a predicted model, not a curated record. Gene Ontology annotation, molecular function: Wnt-protein binding; Wnt receptor activity. Lineage: Eukaryota; Metazoa; Chordata; Mammalia; Eulipotyphla; Talpidae.